Drosophila takahashii is the source of this 3315-nucleotide messenger RNA. RefSeq lists its product as uncharacterized. Gene Ontology annotation, biological process: regulation of transcription by RNA polymerase II. The record is from RefSeq and is a predicted model, not a curated record. Gene Ontology annotation, cellular component: nucleus; chromosome. Lineage: Eukaryota; Metazoa; Arthropoda; Insecta; Diptera; Drosophilidae. Gene Ontology annotation, molecular function: chromatin insulator sequence binding; zinc ion binding.
UCACUCACACACAGAGAAAGACAGAGGCAGAAGUUCAGCGGAGAAAUUCAUUCAUCUCCAUCUCAACGAAAGAACCCUAUUGAUAACGUCUAGUGAUUUCAUUCGAUCCACCGAUCCGGGGUCCCGAAAGACCCACUGGUGUGCGUUUGUUUUGAUUUUGAAUUGAGAGCCCCCGGAAACGCGGGUGUUUCGGCCCCAGAACCACAAAUAUGUGAGUUUCGAAAGGGUUUUCGUGUGACGCGGCCAUAUUUGAAGAGUUUUGUGUGUUGGAUGUGGGGCGAGCGGCGAGAAUUACAUAAAUACAGCGCAGCCACCCCCUAGUAGGACACACAGUAAUGGAUCGCAAGAAGGUCCUGGAGCUGGACAAGAUCUGCCGCCUGUGCAUCUCGGAGCGCAAGGAGAUGCGCCCGCUGUUCAGCGAAAAGGUGCCAGAAAUGCUGAUGGACUGCACCAGCGUGCGGGUGGAGCCCACGGAGGGCUGGCCGGACAAGAUCUGCGUGCAGUGCGUCCACGCGGUGAGCCGGAAUCACGCCUUCAAGACGCUCGUCGAGCGCAGCGACAAGGAGCUGCGCGAAUACAUUCGCGGCCUCACCGUCGCCUUGGUCAUGGAGGAGCAGCAGCAGCAGGCGGCGGCGAGUGCCAAGCAGCAGCUGCAGCUGGAGCGCAAGCAGCAGCGGAUGCUGCAGAAGCAGCAGAAGAUCAUCGACGAGCAGGUGCAGAUGGCCUUCCAGCAGCAACAGACUCCGAGCAAACCCAAGCUGAAGCCGCUGCUGAGGAAGGGCUCCUCCCGCCAGCAGAAGCAGCGGCAUCUGGAGGCUGCUCCUGCUCCUGCUCCCGCUCCUGCACAGCCCGCCCCCCAGCCACAGAUGCAAUUGCUGCAGGAACCUGCUCCGUUGCAGCAGCAGAUCCAGCAGAUUCAGCUGCCCACCCUGCAGCCUGCUCCCGCCCAGCUACUGUCCACUGCCGGCGCCACCACAUCGAUACCGCAGCAGAUCCUGCUGCCCAACGGCCAGCUCAUCACGACGGCCCAGAUUGUGGCGCCCCAGAUGGCGCAGAUCAUCAGCACAACGGCGCAGGGAACGGUUAAUGGCCAGGCCACCGCUCAGCAAUCGCAAUUCCUGCCGCAACUCCUGCAGACGCCCAAUGGGCAGACCCUCCAGAUUGUCCAGCAACCGAAUGGCACGCAGACCCUGCAGCUCGUGCAAUUGGUUCCCCAGCGCAGCAUGGCGCCCACGGGAGUGACAACGGUGACCACCACUACAAAUGCCACGGAUAUGGGCCAUCAUCAUGUGGGCCAAUCACUGGGCGAUGCCGACGUUCAGCUGCUGGAGGAUGGCUGCGAUGUGGAGGACGAGGAGCUGGAGGAUGUGUACGAGCAGCUGGACGGCAAGGGAGACCACAGCUUCGAGACAAUAGUCCUGGACGACGACCAGCAGCAGGACUUCCUGAAGGACCACCACGAGCAUCAUCACCAGGUGAUGAUCAACGAGGAUCUGACGCAGAGCGAAAGUCAGGAGCACGAGUACUUUGACGAUCUGGACCAACAGCAGCAGGCGAUGGAUGAGGUGGAGGACGAGGAGGACGAGCAGCUGAAGCACGAGGAGGAGCAGGACACGUUCAUCAUCGAGGAGAUUCAGCUGGAGGACGACGAGAUGCUGGAGGAUCCCGAGGCGGAGGAGAUUGACCAGGACUGUGAGUACAUCACGGACGAUCAGGAUCCGCAUCUCUCCGGCGACGUGGACGACGACCUGCAGUACGCAAUAAUGGAGCCACCGGAUGGGGAAACAAGUGUGGACAUAGAUCAAGCCUUCCUCGAGUCGGAUCAUCAUCAGCAGCAGCAGGAGGAGUUGCCGAGCAUUUCUCUGGAGAACGCGGUGGUUGAGUUCAGUCAGGCCAACUCCGAUGCUUUGGUGGCUCCCACUCUAAACGUGAGUUCUCCGAGUCCCACGGCCAAGCGGGCCAAGCGAGGCCACCAAGUUGGCGUGACCCUGGAGCCCUGCGAUCACCAGCCAAUCGCCGCUGGACCGGCGAUCAGCAGCAAACUGGCGGCGGCCAAUUCCCGCCAGCUGGUGCAGACGGCCAGCGUGAUUGCGGCCGCGGGAGCAGACGACAACUACGAGAUAGACGCUAAUCUGGUCACCGAGUUCAUACGCCAGCACACCUCGCCGCUGGGAUCGGGCCGCUAUAUCUGCCACCUAUGCAGCACCGAGUUCCGGCAGUUCAAGGGCCUGCAGAACCACAUGCACUCGCACACCAACUGGAUACGGGCCAAUUGCAAGAAGCAGCCGCAGUGCGAGAUCUGUUUGAAGAGCUUCAAGGGCCCAGGGAUGCUGAGGAUGCACAUGAAAACCCACGACGCCGAGUCCAGCACACCAGUGUGCACCAUCUGCAAUAGGACGUUCAAAUCCAAGGCGAUUUUAUACCGUCACCGGCAGACGCAUCAGCAGAGAGCCUACUGCUGUGGGGUGAACAACUGCCGAAAGAACUUCUCGUCGGCGGUCAACCUCAAGUGGCAUGUGGAGCGCAAGCAUCCGGAGGUUGUGGAGCCGCUCUUCAAGUGCGGCGAGUGUGGAUCCCUGUACGACAGCGUGGACUCGCUGCAGUUGCAUGUGGAGAGCACCGAUCACUCGGCGGAUGUGCAGAUGAGCAACCAGGACGAUGGCUUCAGCGGGGCAGUGAGCAUCGUUAGCGACGGCACCACCACCACCACCACCGACAUGUCCAGCAUAAUGGCCACGGGCCAAAGUGCCACCUUGGCGGGCACAGCGGGCGACACCCACGCCGUCGUCGUGGGCUCCUCCGGCGAGGUGUACUUCGUGACGCAGGCGUAGCCAGCGGAGUUUGCCGCAGCAGCCGCAGCCGCCGUUUCUGGGAACGGCGAGUGCCUGCUCGGCAUCUAGAUGACCACUUAGAUGUAACAUAUAUACAUAUAUUUUUGUACUACCCCCGUCUAGAUAACACUUAGCAAUUAGCAAACACAAAUAUUGCAAUCCUAGAUUUCUGUCGUAGAACUUGUUUAGUAGAACCUAAGAGCGAUUCACUCGAAUUUUGUAAGCAAAUACGAAACAUUAGGUAGGCAUCAUCGGGGAUCGGAACAGAAUACAUAAAUCCUGCGGGGACUGUGCCAGUUUUUGUUUUUAAUUUUAUUACCAUUACCUUACCAUUAUUAUUUUGUUUUCUCCCGGGGAAUAUCAGACUGGCAUUUUAGGCUAAACGUAUUUUGGCGUUGGGUUUUCAUUGUUGGGCUUGAAACGUAAAUAAGUAAAAAAUUGUUUUAACUGCAACAGAAUAAAUUAACAAACCUUCUAAAAAAAA